AUGUUGGGGGAUUUCAUUAAUCGGUGUCUCAUACUCCUCCUAGGGUAUGCAUACCCUGGAUUCGAAUGCUAUAAAACUGUGGAGAAAAAUAGGGUUCAGAUUGAGGAACUUCGCUUCUGGUGUAAAUACUGGAUCAUUGUGGCAAUUUUCACUGUGUUGGAAAAGUUUGCAGAUAUAUUUAUUUCAUGGCUGCCACUGUAUGGAGAGAUGAAGUUGGUGCUCUUUGUUUACAUGUGGUAUCCCAAAACCAAGGGGACGGGGUAUGUUUAUGAGACAGUGCUGAGGCCAUUCCUAUCAAGCCACGAAAAUGAGAUUGAUAGGACAUUACUAGAGUGGAAGGCAAGGGCUUGGGAUUAUGUCAUAUUUUAUUGGCAAUACUGCGCACACUUUGGCCAAAACGCAUUUGCACAGGGUCUUCAGCACUUGGCUUCUCAGUCUACGAGAAUUUCUCCCAACUCAACUACUCAGAAAAACGACAUUCAAGACCAAAGUGCCCCCCCACAAAUGGCUUCAAAACAAUCAUCGUUUCAGAUGAAGCAAAAUAGUUCCCUAAGCAGGAGCAAGAAGUGGCCGCCAAGUUCCCCAUCAACACCAAAUCACACAAUCCACCGUAACAUCUCUGAGACACCAACUUCGUUUGAAGAGGAGGAUGAGGCAUAUGAACCUGAACCUGUUACAAUGGAUGAAGGUCAAGAUGAUGAGCGCGUGAGCGUGAAAGACAAGAUCAACCGUGCUCGUGCUAGGCUUAGACGAUUUGCAAUACUCGGUUCAAGUUGA
Gastrolobium bilobum is the source of this 777-nucleotide messenger RNA. RefSeq names its product putative HVA22-like protein g. The transcript has 7 exons. The coding region runs from base 1 to 777 and encodes 258 amino acids. NCBI's taxonomy places the organism in Eukaryota, Viridiplantae, Streptophyta, Magnoliopsida, Fabales, Fabaceae. The record is from RefSeq and is a predicted model, not a curated record.